UGAAAUGAAACAAUUAUUAAAUGCUAAUGGAAGCAAAGGAAUUUCUUUCGUUCUCCAUAAAGCGAACCCACUAGCAUUUGCAUACCAUAUAUCUUCUUUGACUAAGUUCAGCACAUCAUCCCCUUCUUCGCCACCAAGAAAACCCUAAGCCUUACAUAAAAUACAAGGUAUUGAAAGAGAAGUUGGACAAAGAAAGAGAAAUGAGUCUGCUUUCGAAUGCAGAUUGGGGACCAAUCGUUGUUGCAGUGGUCUUGUUUAUCCUCUUGUCGCCAGGGAUGAUGUUCCAAUUGCCAACGAGGACAAGGGUGAUAGAGUUUGGCAACAUGUGCACAAGUGGGAUAGCCAUCUUGGUUCAUGCCAUAAUAUAUUUCAGCUUAUUCACCAUCUUGAUCAUGGCAAUUGGUAUUCACAUACAUGUUUACUAGUUGAUCCAAAAUCUUAACAAAAAGGGUAGGCUCUUCUUUGGCUCCUUUCCUUAAUUUGUCUUCACUGUUAUUUCAUUGAUGUUUGUAAGAGAAAAUUUGAAUAGUGUAAUGAUGAAUCUAUUUCUCCGUAAGAUAGUUUGUUAUAUAUGAAGUUGUAGAGGGAUAUUGAUACAUUUUGAAUAAGUAUCUGAAGUGUCAUUUGUCCAGAAUAA
Molecule: messenger RNA, 637 nt
Organism: Gossypium arboreum
Lineage: Eukaryota; Viridiplantae; Streptophyta; Magnoliopsida; Malvales; Malvaceae
Exons: 1
Coding region: 201-425 (74 amino acids)
Source: RefSeq, a predicted model, not a curated record